GUGAAGCUGCAGUUUUAGUCAUUUUCUCAAGUGACUCUGGGACACCAAACACUGCCUUAGAGACCAGCUGAUUACAGAGCACUCCUCUACCUGAAUAAUACAUAGCCAGCUAAUUUUAAUACAAAUGCUAUUCUAUGAUAGAAAUUUAAUUAACACUCAGCAGCAUUUGUACUUAGAAUAUUCUAACUCCAUAGAAAACAGGAGGUCAGUUUGCAUAAGUAAUGCUGUUGAUUCAUUAAAUACAGUCCUUUAUGCUUUUGGUUUAAUGAGAUCGUUUAUCCUUUUUUGUCUCUUGCACAGGAAAUAGAAUAUUUGUGGACUAGGUCUAAAUCAGGAACCUGGAUGAAUGAACUCGAAACUAGCAUGUGAGUCUUAGUUUUCCAAGAUCUAUACCCACCGAACCUCUGCUCCCUCUGGCUUUGUGAAGACGGAGCACAACUCUGAUGAUGGAAAAGCACAAGCGUUAAUUACUUGUUCCAGUAGCAUCUCAAGCCAUUUGAAAACGCAACAGACAGUAGUACAGCCAUGGAAAAGAAUUCAAGCUUAUGGAAGAACCUAAUAGAUGAGCACCCAGUCUGUACAACCUGGAAGCCAGAGGCGGAAGGAGCCAUUUAUCAUCUUGCUAGUAUUUUAUUUGUAGUAGGUUUCAUGGGUGGCAGUGGAUUCUUCGGGCUCCUUUAUGUCUUCAGUUUGCUGGGGCUGGGUUUUCUCUGCUCUGCAGUGUGGGCUUGGGUAGAUAUCUGUGCUGCUGACAUAUUUUCCUGGAAUUUUGUACUGUUCGUCAUCUGCUUCAUGCAAUUUGUUCAUAUUGCAUAUCAAGUUCGCAGCAUAACUUUUGCCCGAGAAUUCCAGGUGCUGUACAGCUCCCUUUUCCAGCCCCUGGGGAUCUCUUUGCCUGUCUUCAGAACAAUUGCUUUGAGCUCUGAAGUUGUUACUCUGGAAAAGGAGCACUGUUACGCCAUGCAGGGGAAAACCUCCAUCGAUAAACUCUCCCUGCUUGUCUCAGGAAGGAUCAGAGUGACAGUCGAUGGCGAAUUUCUGCACUACAUUUUCCCCUUUCAGUUUCUGGAUUCGCCUGAGUGGGAUUCACUGAGACCCACGGAAGAAGGCAUUUUUCAGGUAACCCUCACAGCAGAAACUGACUGCCGAUACGUGUCUUGGAGGAGAAAGAAGUUAUACUUGCUCUUUGCUCAGCACCGUUAUAUCUCCCGCCUGUUCUCAGUUUUAAUUGGCAGUGACAUAGCAGAUAAACUCUAUGCCUUGAACGACAGGGUAUAUAUUGGGAAAAGAUACCACUAUGACAUUCGGCUGCCCAAUUACUAUCAUAUGUCAAGUCCAGAAGUGCCCAGGUCACCCCUGACUGAACCGUUUCGGAAUUCCAGGCAAUAUUGUAAUAAAUGACAUCAAAAUCUGAAGGUUUAUUACUAUGGUAAAAGACUCUUAAUCAUUCCCCAAAAGACAUAGCAAAAUACAGAAGCUUGAGCUCACUGAUAUUUUUAUAAAUCAAAUUCAGAGGCAAAAUGCCAAUGCCAGAUGUUUUAUUCAUCUCAACUUCUGCUUUGCAAAUAAAUUUUACACAUUUUUCCUAUAUUUCUUAGUGUUAUAAUUGGGGCAGAGGGACGAGUAACUGGGCAGUUUGCUCUUCGCUGUGUCAGAACUGGGAAAAUGAAGUUGCCCAUUCUCAGAUAUCUGGUGGACUUGGCAUUGCUCCUCAGGAAGCAGCCUGAAAGUGUUCUCAGCUUGAGAGUGGCUUCCUAGGGUCUACAUAAGCAUUUCCAGAACUCAAUUUUUUGCUACAGUCUUUGAGGAAGGCAAAAUGUAUUACUGUGGUAGGCUGCAAUUAUUUAUUUUUACAUGUAAAGUUACUUGAUGUGACUAAAAUGUAGAAUAAAUGCAAGAGACAAUAAGCUAA
Messenger RNA from Chinchilla lanigera (long-tailed chinchilla), 1912 nucleotides. RefSeq names its product popeye domain containing 3 (gene Popdc3). Gene Ontology annotation, cellular component: sarcolemma. Lineage: Eukaryota; Metazoa; Chordata; Mammalia; Rodentia; Chinchillidae. The record is from RefSeq and is a predicted model, not a curated record. The transcript has 3 exons. Bases 526 to 1401 code for a protein of 291 amino acids. Gene Ontology annotation, molecular function: cAMP binding.